Messenger RNA from Scatophagus argus, 1288 nucleotides. Its product is annotated as beta-2-glycoprotein 1-like. The record is from RefSeq and is a predicted model, not a curated record. Gene Ontology annotation, biological process: negative regulation of complement activation, classical pathway. Bases 179 to 1237 code for a protein of 352 amino acids. NCBI's taxonomy places the organism in Eukaryota, Metazoa, Chordata, Actinopteri, Scatophagidae. The transcript is spliced from 8 exons.
UCACAAGACAGAGCAGAAAACAAAACAAGGCACAGCAGUGAGAUGUUACUUCAUGCUGUGGUUAUCUGUUUACUUUUAGAAAAACACAAACAGCAGCGAAAGAGGGAACCCAGAUUGAGUUUUUGAAGCAGAGACCACUGGAAAGAAGAGAGAAACGUCUGUGUAUUUCAACACAAGGAUGGAAAGCAUACUGACUUUUUCUCUGCUAUGUCAGUUUGUAUUUUUUAUCGUGGGCACAUCCGGACAAGACAAUGUGUGUUUUAGACCUGAGCUGGCUGGUAACAUCGAGAUGGAUGGGCUCCAGAGGUACUUUAACCCCGGUGCAGAGUUAGUGCUGACCUGUAAAAAGGGAUACACCCCUGUGUCAGGACCUCGGAAGAUUGUCUGCUCUGCCAGUGGAGAAUGGACUAAAACCAAAUUACAGUGCAUACCAAAACACUGCCCGUAUCCUGAUAUUCUGCUUAAUGGAGAACUGUAUUAUGAAGAUACUGUGUACCAGAGUACCAUCAACUAUACGUGUAACGAAGGGUUCUUCUUGACUGGAGCCAGCACUGCUGAGUGCCUUGCCAAUGGAACAUGGAGCACACCAGUGCCAGAGUGCAUUCCUGUGACCUGUGGUCUUGCUCCAAUCCCAGAGUUUGGAAUGAUAACUUAUAGCAAGAAGAUAAGAGGGAACACCACUACUUAUGGUGUCCAGGGGACGUACAGUUGCCUGCCUCCGUACGUGCUUGUUGGCAACCCAAGAACAGAGUGCACAGCCGAUGGCAUCUGGACCAAUACACCUACAUGUCAAGUGGUGACCUGCCCUCCACCGGAGAACAUUGAGAGAGGCUACAUGUCAAGCAAUGACAAGAGAGACUAUGACUACAUGGAAACUAUCAAAUAUGGCUGCCAGGGAGACUUUUUAAUUGACGGAACCCACCAGAUUGUUUGUCAAUCGAAUGGGGAAUGGUCUGAAAAGCCAUCUUGCAAGGCUCCUUGCAGUGUUGGUGUAAAUAGAGCAAGGAUAUUGUACAAAGGACAAAAAAUCUGGAUCAAAGACUUCAGUCCAAACAAAAUCUUGCACAAAGAAAUUGUCUCACUGUACUGCAAGGACAAUUCCAGAAACUGUGGUUACCCAGUGCCAACCCAGUGCAUCGAUGGAAAAUUGAAAAUCCCUGAAUGCUUUGAAGAACCCAGUGCUGUUGAUUAUAACCUUUAUUCAAAUUCACUUCCAUCAGAAAUUGCACAGUGCUGAAACAGCAGCGGAUCUUCUCUGAUGUUUAUUAAACUAUUGCAAUAAGGAAAA